Molecule: messenger RNA, 3290 nt
Organism: Phanerochaete carnosa HHB-10118-sp
Lineage: Eukaryota; Fungi; Basidiomycota; Agaricomycetes; Polyporales; Phanerochaetaceae
Exons: 20
Coding region: 282-3068 (928 amino acids)
Biological process (GO): response to oxidative stress
Molecular function (GO): heme binding; peroxidase activity
Source: RefSeq, a predicted model, not a curated record
CGCAUCUCCUCGAAUAUUCUAGCUUUGAUUUAUAGCGAACAUCAACCAUGGGCAACGCAGUCUCCGAGUUCAAAAUCGAGCUCGACGAGAGGCAGAGCCGCAGCCAAGGCAGCACCGUCACCCCGCCCAACGAGGACGGCAGCAUCCCAAGAUGCCGGUCCGUCUCGCCUGCGCUCAAGCACGGCAGGCCCGCGAACGAUGCAACCAUCUACAAACAAUUCGUAGACCUGUACGAGGACUUGCGCGAUUCCUGGACAGGACAUGGGCUCGAUGACCGCCAUAUGCUGCUCGAAAAGGUGCUCGUGUGGAUGGCGGACCACAGCGACUGGGCCCUGGAGCACAGACUCGAGAGCAUCGUCGUCAACUUCCUGUACAAGGACCUCCCCCACCCGCCGGCCGGGUACUUGUCCGUGCCCAACGAGACAUCCCAUGCCCUGCAGAAACGGCACAAGGGCGUCACCUACGCCUUCCGCACCGCAGACGGCUCCGACUACAACGUCCUCUAUCCCGAGCUCGGCAAGGCAGGCGUGCCCUACGCCCGCUCCGUGCCCUCCACGCUCCCGCUCCCCGCCUCUGCGCUGCCGGACCCCGGCCUCGUCUUUGACAUGCUCCUCAAGCGCGACAAAUUCGUGCCGCACCCAGGCGGCGUGUCGAGUCUGUUCUUCGCCUUUGCGGACCUGGUCAUCCACUCGAUCUUCAACACCGACCAGAACGACCCCACGAUCAACAACGCGAGCAGCUACCUCGACCUGAGCCCGCUGUACGGCAGCUCGGAGGCGCAGGUGGAUAGCAUCCGACGCAAGGACGGGACGGGACGCCUGAAGGAAGACGUGUUCGCGGACGGCAGGCUGCUGUUCAUGCCGCCCUCGACGUGCGCCCUCCUCGUGCUUCUCUGCCGCAACCACAAUUACACCGCCUCGAAGCUCCUCGCGAUCAACGAGCGCGGGACGUUCCGCGCGCCGGGCGCGCUGUCCGGCAACAGCGCGGCGCUCGCGGCGCAGGACGACGAGCUGUUCGCGCGCGCGCGCCUCGUCAACUGCGGGCUCUUCAUGCAGGCGAUCCUGGGCGACUACGUCGGGGCGAUCCUCGGGCUCGUGCGCGACGGGCGCGCGUGGCGGCUCAAGAUCCUCGAGCCGUACCGCACCGUCGCGCACGACGUCGCCCCGCGCGGCGACGGCAACGUCGUCUCCGUCGAGUUCAACCUCAUGUACCGCUGGCACGCCGCGCUGUCUGCGCCCGACACGGCCUGGGCCGAGGACGCGCUCCGUAGGGUGGCCCCGCCCGGGAAGGACCCUGCGACGCUCACGAGGGAGGACAUGAAGAAGGCGUACGGACGCCUCAGGCCGCCGGCGGACGUGCAGCAGUGGACGUUUGGAAGCCUGAAGCGCGACGAGAAGGGGCGGUUCAGGGACGUGGACCUCGCAAAGAUCCUCCAAGACGCGACCGAGGCCGAGGCGGGUGCUUUCCGUGCCCGGGGCAUCCCCGAGGCGAUGAAGGUUGUCGAGCUCAUGGCGAUCGAACAGGCGAGGAGCUGGGGGACGUGCUCGCUGAACGAGUUCAGGCGGUUCAUGGGCUUGAAGCCAUACUCUAGCUUCUCCGAGUGGAACCAAGACGAAGAUGUCGCCAAUGCGGCGCGGAUGCUGUACCAUGACAUUGAGAACCUUGAGCUCUAUGUCGGUCUGCAAGCAGAAGAGGCAAAGCCGCCCGGACCAGGCGCCGGGCUUUGUCCAGGCUACACCAUCUCGCGCGCCAUCCUCUCCGACGCCGUCGCCCUCACGCGCGGCGACCGCUUCCUGACGACCGAGUUCACGCCGCAGAACCUGACCGCGUGGGGCUACGCCGACUGCCAGUUCGACGUCAACGACGGCUCGUACGGGGGCAUGCUCACCAAGCUGCUCUUCCGGACGCUCCCCGAGUGCUACCCGGCGGGCAGCGCGUACGCGCACUUCCCUUCCUCGUCCCGCGACACAUGCGUGUUGAGAUGGCCGGGCGUGACCCCGCGCUCGCCGAGGAGUACACCUGGACGCGCCCCGUCCUGCCCUCCCGUGCGCCGCCCACCGUGCCCGUGCGCGGCUUCCCGCGCCCGCGCGCCGGGUACCAGGCGCGCAUACAGGAAGUCACGGGGUGCGAGGACCUGCCGUCGAAGGAGCUCGAGCGGCUGCUGUUUGGCGCGAAGACGCUGGAGGACCACCGGCGCAGCUUCGUGCGCUUCACGGACGCGCAGAUCUGCCAGCAGUCCCUCGCGCUCGGCGGCGGCGCGCGGUACAUCGACAUCGUGCGAGACGUCAUCAACAUGGUGCCCAUCUUCUGGGUCGCGGCGAUCAUCCAGCCAGGCACGCAGCAGACGCAGGACGGGAACAAGUGCUACCACCCCGAGCAGUACUUCCAGGGUUUCGCGGACCUGGCAGACUACGUCUACAUCAACGACGAGCCCGAGCACGCGUUCUCGCUGCGGCAGCACGCGGCAGCCGUGGCGGCGAGCAUCUCCCAGCACAUCGCGGGCGCCGACAGCGCCUUCGCCGCGACCGACUUCAUCAACCGCAUCGUGCGGCGGCUCGUGCGGUCCCUCGACGCGCUCGGCGCGCCUGCAGGUGGCGGCGGCGGUGGCGAGGACUUUGUCGCGCGCCCGCCGUGCGCGAGCCCCGACGACGCGGCGCUCCUCGCCGCGAUGCGCUUCGCGAGCGACACGGAGGGCCUCGCGGCCAGCUUCGUGGGCGAGCUCGCGGCGACGGCGGUGGUGUACUCGCGGUGCGUCGCCCGCGUCGUGGACCGCGUCCUCGACGGCGGGGAGAAGACGCGGCGCCUGCGCGAGGGGCUCGCGAGGCCCGGCUUUGACGCACGCGACAGGGGGUUCGUACAGGAGGUCUCUGAGGCGGUCGGCGAGGCGAACGAUGUGGGGAUCUCGCACGGGCUUAUGGACAAGAGGUUCAUCGAGGCUACCGUACCGGCCAUGCUGCGGUGCAUCUUCAGCCUUCCCAACCUUGAAAGGGCUCCAGGACCGUCCGGCAAGCUCCACAGCCUUGCCCAGGUGUCCACGGACGGACCAGCUGGGGCAGCGUUGUACCUGAACCCGCUUGGCCACGUCACGCCCUGGCCGACUUCGUUGACCGUGCAGUACUCUGAACCUCGGGAAUAGUCUGUGGAAGCAAGACCUGGAACUGCCGGGCCGCUUAAUAUAUUCUAUCUAUUAAGCCUUCUUAUUUAUAUGUUGCUGUAUCUCUAUAUACGCUACAAAGUCGAGGGUCUUCGUGAAUGCAAUUGGCGAAUAAUGACAUCAUGUUUAUUGAACC